Molecule: messenger RNA, 1317 nt
Organism: Trichoderma reesei QM6a
Lineage: Eukaryota; Fungi; Ascomycota; Sordariomycetes; Hypocreales; Hypocreaceae
Exons: 7
Coding region: 1-1317 (438 amino acids)
Biological process (GO): transmembrane transport
Molecular function (GO): transmembrane transporter activity
Source: RefSeq, a predicted model, not a curated record
AUGGCCUCUGAAAAGAACAUUGAAUCGCCAUCAGGCGGAAUCCAAACGUCCGACGACUGCGACUCGACAGAUCUCGGCUCUCAAAACGGACACGCAAACAUAGAGAAGACUUCUGGGGAAGACCAGGAGGUCAAGGAUGGCGGUUACGGCUGGGUGAUUGUAGCAGCAGUGUGCCUUAUAUUGGCACAUUCAUUUGGAAUCAAUUCGAUGUUUGGCGUUUUCUUGGCCUUCUAUCUCAAGUCGAAUACUUACCCCGGAGCUACUCCCUUGCAGUUUGCUUUCAUCGGAGGUCUUUGCUUCUCCGUCGCUUUCCUCGUCCCCCCGUUCGCGGCCAUCUUAUCCCGCCGGUUAGGCGUUCGAGCAGCCGUCAUCAUUGGAGGCGCCUUCAUAGCAGGCGCCUACAUCGCAGCGUCCUUCUCCAAGACCAUUUGGCAACUCAUCCUCAGCCAAGGCGUCUGCUACGGCAUCGGAAUGGGCAUCUGUUUUAUCGGCACGGCCUCCAUAGUGCCCCAGUACUUUACAAAGAACCGAUCCUUGGCUGUCGGGAUAGCCACAGGAGGGACUGGCUUGGGCGGUCUUGUUUACUCUCUCGCCGCAAAUGAGAUGAUUCAUUCACGCCUCGGUAUCCAGUGGACGUUCCGAAUCAUGGCCAUCAUCUGCUUUGUCGUGAUUACGGCAAGUGCUCUGUUCCUCGAAGACCGCAACGAGAAACAAAAGGCUACGGCCAAGGCGAUUGAGUGGAAGCUUUUCAAGAUGCUCGACUUUUGGCUGUUCCUCGGAUGGCUGUGGCUGUCCAGCUUCGGUUAUGUCGUCGUCGUCUUUUCUCUUUCCGCCUAUGCUCAGGAGGUCGGGUUCACAGCUGAGCAGGGCUCCCUGGUCUCUGCAAUGUUCAACCUGUCGACUGGUAUUGGCCGCCCAAUUAUCGGCCUGCUAUGUGACAGAUUUGGCGAGAUUCGCGUGACGACGAUAGGCACCUUGAUCUCAAGUCUAAUCACCUUCUUUCUCUGGAUAUUUGGAGGCAAGACAUAUGGAGGUCUAAUGGUGUAUGGCCUUUUGGGCCUGUUUCCGAGCCUCCUGUGGGCCACGUUCGUGGUCGUGGCCGCCAAAGUCUUUGGUUUGAAAAUGAUGCCGGCCGCUAUAUCGCUCUCCAUCUUGACUCUGUCACUCCCCUAUACCUUUGCGGAGGCGAUCGGGCUCAGCUUGCGAAAGUCCGGCCCGAAUGGGUUUCUGGACGUUCAAAUCUUUGCAGGUGUCAUGUUUGCCGCAUCGACUGUUUGCUGUAAGUUCACGCAUUACUGCAGGCUGUACGCUAGCUAA